AUGCCUCGACGUCGUCAGGACAUAACCAUUACCACUAAUGCUCCAGUUCAACAGACCUUCCUCCUCAGUCCAACUCCCACGACCACAACCUUCCAUGUCAAUUCACCUACCCUCCCCCCAUCUGCUGGGUGCCAAACUUUCCUCCUCAGCGCCACUCCGUCUUCGAGCUCAACAAGUAUUCGUGGCGAUUCUCCUGUUCUGCCUCCAUCUCCCGUAUUACCUCCAUCACCACACCUCGCUCUCUUCCGCAAUCGUCAUCUCUCCACACCCAUAUCCACACUACCAGCCUAUCCGACACCUCGUAGCUUCCACGAUGACGGUAUAAACUCCAACCCUCCACUAUCCGUUCACUCGUCUACUAGAACAGACUUGUCUACUGCCGAAACAGCCGUGGAAAGCAAUUUGGCACCCCAAACGACACAUUUAAGUGACAUUCUUCCCAGCGAUAUAGACCUCUAUGCUGAAGAACAUGAAAAUGGCGGAGAUGCGAUACGGUGGAGUACAGACCUUACUGAAGAACUGCUAAAUGUUGCUAUAGAACCGGAUGUCGCUAUCGAACAAUUCGAGGAGUCGAUACAAGUUGAAGCAAUACCUGUCCGAGAAGAAAACGUGGAUGGUGUGGUAUUGGGCCCAGAGAUUCAGGGCGCAUUACCGAUUAUCAAGGGACCGGACUUUAACUACUACCCGCCGCCGUCGCAUUACCUGCAGCCGCCGUCGCACCCAGCGGCGAGGGAGAGUGGGUACCAUAAAAUGAUUCAAAGGCCGAGUCGUAAACUAGUGAAGAAGAAUAGGGGUGACGGUAGUGGUAAUGGUUUGAGGAUUCUAUGGAAGAGAAUACAACGAAAAAUUGAGAAGAUGAAGAAGUCAUAG
Molecule: messenger RNA, 870 nt
Organism: Alternaria alternata
Lineage: Eukaryota; Fungi; Ascomycota; Dothideomycetes; Pleosporales; Pleosporaceae
Exons: 1
Coding region: 1-870 (289 amino acids)
Source: RefSeq, a predicted model, not a curated record